AUGACUUGUGAGCAGGCCUAUGGCUGGUGUGUCGGGUUUAGUGGGAUGCUCCAAAGUGGCAGGGAGGGGCGGCUCGGAAAGUUGUGGCAACGCCUGUUAAGUAGUGUAUGUAGUGAGGAGGCCCUUGCAGAGGCAACAAGGGGACCCAGGGUGGCUUGGAAUCCCUAUAGACCUGCGCGCGGUGAGCACCUCCUGCAAGGCAUUUUGAAUAGUGAGGUGUAUGAAUGGCGUUCAGCAGUAGCUGUCAACUCGUUGCGCCUUCACGGAACGGCACUGUCAACGGAUGGUUUACCGCAGAGCCCCUUGAAUACAGCGCAUAAUAUAAAGUUCUUUCAUUUAGAGGCAAACGUCAGUGGAAUUACGACAAAUGGAUUGUCCAGCGAUAGAACUGCUGCCCAGUGCUCAGGGCGUACUGGACCGUCGUGCGACAUUGAAAGUGAACCAAUUGAAGGGAUGUGCAAUGGAAAUAACAGAGAAAAUAUCCGUCGCUCCACAGAGCCACAAGAUGUGAUAGAUGACAUUUUUGAGGUUCUUUGGCGAACAUUUGCAGUGCCGUGGAUUAUAGAACGGCAUGCUUCCGGACGCCAAUUACGGCGGGAAAAGAGGGAGCCUGAGACGCAUGAUAAUUCCACGGCAAUAUUGAGUUUCUAUUGUGCGGAUCCUGUGAAGCGAUUUGCAGGGAAGCCCAACAGAAACAACGACCUUGUACCCAACCGCCGAAGACCAACCACUGGGCCUGCAAUGCGUCGUGGCGGGACAGAGAGACAGGCUGCCCCGGCACUGCCUGACGAUAAAAAGACGCCGUUACUUCUUUUGCACACGGGGGCCUCAUUGAAAAAGGAAUUUGUCGAUGUGGUACGAGAGGAGGGACAUCCUGUGGCGGUUGCGAGACAAGGAGUUCACUUUCUCAAUGAGGUGGGCCACUCCCCAAAGCAGAAACGAGUGAGUUCAUUCAGAUUGUCCGUAUUGGCGUCCUCCGGGAAUGCUGAGGCGGAGAGGAGGCGGUCGCUGUUACUGGGGAAACCCACCAUUGGGAGGCCAACGCUUCACUGCAAGGGAGACCACCCCUUUUCCAGUGUCCUGCAUCCACGUGACAACUCAUCUCCCGACCGCAGACAUUCCCCGAAAGGUAAACAAAAUAGCGUUUUUGCCAAGAAAUUGGACAAAGGGGCCCAAAAUGUACGUGCCUUGUCCGGCUGUCGAGGUUGCAAGUUGGCUCCUUUACCUAGAAAAGCAAGAGUUUGUUCACCAACGAUUAUUAAACAACAAAAUGAAGAGGUGUAG
Trypanosoma cruzi is the source of this 1284-nucleotide messenger RNA. RefSeq lists its product as uncharacterized. The coding region runs from base 1 to 1284 and encodes 427 amino acids. The transcript has a single exon. NCBI's taxonomy places the organism in Eukaryota, Euglenozoa, Kinetoplastea, Trypanosomatida, Trypanosomatidae. The record is from RefSeq and is a predicted model, not a curated record.